CUUUCUUUCUUUCUUUCUUUAUUCCUUUCUUUCGUCCUUUAUUCCUUUCUUUCUUCCUUCCUUUCUUUCUUCCUUCCUUUCUUCCUUUCUUUCUUUUUAAUCAUGAGAUUAUGCAUGUAUAGUUCACUGAUGGAAACAAGUCUGUGCGAGGGAAAAGUCUGAAGGAUGGAAUGCUUACAUAUAAUUCUGUAAUUCUUCUGUGCGAAGGAGAGAAAGGAUGAGUAAGGGAUGAGAUUGAUAGCCUCCGAUGAGACGUUCGCGCGGCCGCACAGUAGACAAGGGAGCGAAGGUUUCAAGCAAGACCAGCUGCCCUGUCUACCGAGCGACAUCACGUUCGAGAUCUGCACGUCGUCGUCCUCGUCGUCGCCGCCACCUCCGCCCCCGCCGCCACCCUCGUCCGCGCCUUCAACGACGACGGCGACGAGGAGCGGCGAGGAAACGGCGUUCACCGAGGGGAACACGGACGCUACGUACAUCAAGUCGGAGAGAGUGGUGAGCGGUAUGCACUUCCUCACCGAUCGGGAGGAGGAAAGGGGCGAUCUGUUGUUGCCCAAGUCGGAGUCAGGGGAGGCCGAGCCGGAGGUCAGGAAACAGCUGCUGGAAUACCUCAUUCAAAACGACGGUUCCGUAGUCUGCAAGUGGUGCGGCGAGGUGCUACCGUCUCGAACCCGUUGGUACAGGCACAAGUACAAACUCCACGUCUCCACCCAGGUCACCCAGCCGGCGCCACUGUUCAAGUGCCACAGCUGUAACGCUUACUUCAAGUCCCGUAAAGGUUACAUUGGUCAUCUAAGCUCUCGCCAUUCCGACAACGAAAACGACGAGAACAGGGAAGAGCCGGCCAACAAGAAGGCUCGGAAGACCUCUGACAUCGGGAAGGGGCCAGACUGGGAGCAGCAAAGGGAGAAGGAGGAGAAGUUGGUGGCGGACAUAAUCGAUCGGGUGAAAAGGGAGUGCGAGGCUCAGGGUGAAACGGUGACGAGACGAGGCUACUCCAGGCGAUCCACCGUGAUGAACAGCUAAGGAAUGGAUAAAGUGACGUAUAAAUGGGAAAUAUUGUGCCAUAUCAUCGUCGUACGAUGUCCUCCUCGUGACACGGGUCGAAGAACCUACCCCCUGCCGACGCUCGUCCCACACACACACACACACACACACACAUAACUCCUCUCCCCCCACUCCCGCGUAUUUUAGCCGGAUACGAGAAUAACCCUAUUACUACGAAGCGAAUGAGAAUACUUUUAGGGACAAAUGUUUAAAGAUCAAAUUAGGAUUAGUUUGGACACGUGUUUACGGCGUUCUAUGCUCAAUUGUUAUCGUCGAAAUGAUAUCGAUCUUGUCUGCGACGAUUCGAUCGUGAUCGCACGUCGAUUCGCACGAGGGAUCAUUGAAGUAAUAUUCUCUUAUCUAAUAUAUAUAAAUAUAUAUAUAUAAAUAUAUAAUAUAAUAUAUAUAAAUAUAUAUAUAUAUAUAAUAUAAAUAUCUUUUUUUAAAGAUGUUCAAUUUCCAUGCAUUGAAAAAAAUUGAUAAAUUAAUCAAAUUCAAAAUCAGGAUCGUAAAAUUAUUGAGCAACGGAAUCUUUUUCCAAUCACGAGAACGUUACUCGUAAGUCAGUUAUCCCUCGUUAUUUGUCGAUAUUUCCAAGUCGUCGACGUUCGUCACGAGGUCAUCGUACGAUCGAUUCAACUUUUUUUGCCGCUAUAUAUGUGUAUAUAGAGAUGGGCCAUUUAACGUAAAUUCAAUUAUUUUCGUUAUUACUCGACAACAAUUUUUUUCUUCCCUCCCUCCCCCCUCCCCGUCAUUAUACGACAAAACAAUUACACGACGUGUAAUAACGUUACAUGGUCCAUCCUAUGUACGUGCAGCGUAAGAUGGCGAAUAUAUAUCUCGACGUAUUAAAGAGGCGAGCGUCGGUAGGAUGACGAUGGAUGGUUUUCGAUCGCCGAAACGAGGAUUACAAACGUGUCUAGUCAUAAUGCACGCGCGGCCGCGUAUAUAUAUUUUUUUCGUAUAUCUCAAACGACCGCGCGUUGGUACAUUACGAUACAACAAAAAAGAAAAAAAAAAGAAAAAGAAAAAAAAAAAAUGUAUUUGCCAGUUCGUACGCGUGAUUCGAAAAUGUAUUGAACACGGGGCCUGGUAAUCGCGUCCAAUGGCUGCAGCUCGAGAGAAAAAUGAACGUAAGUAACGUAUACACGUUUCUCUCCUCGUUAAAAUUCUCGAUCGUUGGUCGAUAUCGUUCCUUUUGAUCUCGAUAAGUUUCGCGGAUCUUCUAAUCGCAGCGAUACGCGAACGUAAACGCGAAAGUAUAGCCGAUAUGUAGCGAGAAAAAGCGGUAUUUUGUCGCGUCUCUUGUCGCCGCGAUGGCGUAGCUGUCGCCUCGUUUCACCAUGGCUCGGUAAUGUCGGUACGUUAGAGUGGUCACGUGUGUUCGAAAUAUUUUGUUUUUGUUGAAAUUCCGGAUUUUAUUAAGACACGACGUUUAUUCGCGAGAAAAUUCUUAAUCCUGUUAAUCUUUCUAUCGUUGCAAAUGAUAUAUUUGAACGAUAAGCAUUCAUCCUUAUAAUAAUCACAUCAAUGUGUCAUCGAUAUAUUUGAACGACAAAAAUAUGAUUUCUCGUAAAAAAAAAAAUAAAUCGACAUUACUGAUCCAAGGUCGAAACGAUCGUACUUUAUUAUUAACGCGAGAUGAAUUGCGAUUCGAGCCUGAGAAGCUCAAUUGACGGGAAUCCAGUGCCAAAUAUAUAUCUUCCCAGGCGUACGAUAUCUCGUUGCGUAUAUGCGAAAUGUUCACUACGAUACGCGAUGAGAGCGAUCGUUUGCUCAAAAGUGCAACCGUACUACUAAUUUCCUUCGAUUUUGUUCCAUUACUUUUUCAUUUUAUUACAUUCGACGUGUGCAGGUGUUGCGUGUUAUAUCGUGAUCCGCGUAGCCAAAUAUGCUCCUUUUUGGAAACAUCGUACAGCGAUGGGACGCGUGAACGUCACGCGUGAAAUUCAUAGAAAUUAUAUCGGUAUACGGGUAUUGAUACGUGUAAGUCGCGUGAAUGACGUUCACGAAGCUUUCCAUUCGAAAAAAAUAAAGUUAAAUUUCAAAGGAGAAAUAUAACUUCAGCCGAGUUUUAUAACGUGUUCGACACGAAAUUUUAUUACGUAUAAUUUAAAAUUAUUCCGACAUAAUUUUACGAUGCUUUAAAAGUUAUUAGAAAUUUACAAAUCGUAUUUUUAGAAAAUAUGAUUUAUCUCUUUACAAAAACUACCAAGUAGCUCUUAUUUUUUAAGGCAUUUCUUCAUCGAUUUUCAAAAUCGAACAAAUAUCGAAUAAUACACAAUGUACACAAAUUUUUAACGUGAAAGUUUUUUAUUCGUUUUAAGAAAAUCUAACGUUUCGAAUAUAAUCUCUUAAGAGCGUAAUUUUCAAGAGUGGCCUAGUUACUGCUGCCACCAUAAAAUUUUAUUAUAUGCGUGGAGAGCGUCAUACGUGACGAUAAAAAUUUCUUUAUUGCAUUAUAGCUACAAGAUUCGGAGGAUGCUAUUAAUUCUUUGGAUCGUGUGAUUUUAAUAAAAUAAUAAAAAAUCUUUAGACGAGUACAAAGAUUAAUAAAUUUCUUAUACUAUGCUAAAGGGAUUUUAAAUCUUCAAUAAGCUUAUUUCAACAUCUUUAUAUUCGUCUAGAGAAUUUUUGUUAUAUAUAAUAUGUGUAUAUAUAUAUAUACAUUUCUCUUACACACAAAGAAAUUACAUUUGUUAAUCAAAAAAAAAAGAUUUUUGUCGCCAUACGAAUCGUGCUAAUUAAAUUUUUCUCUAGCCUCUAAUACAUUAUAUAAAUAUUGGGUGGCAAUAGUUGCCAGGUCAUUUUAUAUUUAUCGAUAUGAUCUUUUUAUCUUGACAACAGCAAUUACAUAAAUUAAAAUUUUAUCUAAAGUGUAUAUCAAGUAAUAUAUAUUUACAAUUAAAAAAUUUUAUUUAUUAUCCAUUUUAAAUAUAUCGCCUAAAAUUUAAAAAAUUAUGCCAACGUGAGCAUAAAUAAGCCUAACAUUGGCUUAAAAUUUAAUUAUAACGUCUAGUAAUAAAAUAAAACUUGGAUCUAUUUGAAGAAUCAUGAAAAUUGUAAAUAGAAAUAUUUUAUGAAUAUAUUCCUGCAUGUAAUUCGUUUUUGAUCGUGUACAAAAUUACGCGAUUCGAUAUACACGCACCUGACAUACUCGGACAAGUUAGUUGGGCACGAAUAGUGUCGCUAGAAGGACGGUAGAUAGAUCGAUAAAUAGAUGAAAAUAUAUCUAUACGUGCGCGAAGUACGAAUAAAUAUAAUAUAAUGCGCGCUGGCGAUAAUUUACGCGAGAGCAUUAUAUAUAUUAAUCUUGCUGAAUAUUCCAAGAAAGUCUGUCCAUUUUUUCGAAUGUCUCGAAAGUAUUUUAAUCUCUAUUUACUUGUUGCGUGUCAUACGACGCAACGGCAGAAGAAUGAAUUGCAUUUCACUCAAAGUUUUAAACACAUAAUUACAAUUAGUAGAGUAGAUCGUGCGUGGACACUGUUAUACAGGUAUGACGCGUACGUAAACUGACUAGUGAUUAAGUUCGGUGCUAAUCAAGAAAGAUGUAUAAAUUGUACACAUCGUUUUAUUACAAAUAACGAUUGCAUCAAUUAUGUUUUUUUUUCGAAACAAGCGAAUAGGUUUAACUCUUUGAAGGAAUUCGAAUCGAAAUCUAACCUAAUUAAAAAUCGAAAAAACCUUUCAUCAAAUUAACCAUGUCAUCUAGAUAUUAUAUUUUACCUCUAAUUUUUUAAUAGACAAAUAUCUUGAUGAAAAUAUACUCAAGCAUCGCUCGAACGACACGUGAUGAACAAAACGCAUGCUUCACGUGUAUAACCUAACCUCCAAAGAGCUAAGCACAAUUCACAAUUCAAGAGGCAACUCUCUUCUGACAUUGCGCGAAUGGAUUUUGCACGUAAUUAUGUACAGGCGCGUAUUUGCCAGCAAACCUCUGUACGUAUACCAUAAUUUUAAUCCUAUAUGUGUGCAUAACAACAUUUGCGUGCACACUUUGAUGAUUGUAUACGGACAGAGGACAUUAAUCGACUUCUGUCGAGGUAAAAACACGAGCCACUUUUCGUCUUCCUUUUCUUCCAAAUACAUCAUCAAAUGUGUUUAUUUUAAUAAAAUUACCCAAUCGACUGAUCUAACGAAUUCUUAUGAUUUAUUACGAGUAUUUAAUUAAUUAAUAAACUUUAACGAUUUAAUGGAUCUAGAUAAUACACAAGAUGUAAGAAUUAAUAUAAAUUUACGAAUACUCGAGAAGAAAGACUUAAAAGUGUUAAAACAAUAAUAAUAAUGAUUUCACGUUUCUGGGACGUUUUAAGAUAAACCGCGCGCAGGUCGUGCCAUAAUUUAUAAACAUUUCUCUCGGAAUUCUUAAUGCGCCCCACUAGCAGUGAGAAGUGCAAAUAAAUCAUUCAGAGGAAAAAGUGAAACUCAUAGAUGUCUCACGGUACACUUUGCGAAGCAUACAUCUCGUGUUUUGUGCCAAUCCAUGUUUCAAACCGCCCAAAUAAUAUUUAAAUCUUCCUUCCUACAAACAAUUGUUCUUUUUCAAAACGAAAAUGAAAAAUAAUAGGUCCAACGAACGUAUACGAUCCAUUUGAAAAUUAAUCAUUGAUAAAUAAAAUUUGAAAGGAUAUAGCGUUUAAUAUAUACUAUGUAAUAUAUAUGUAUAUGAUAAUAUUGCAUAAAUCAGUUUUGUGCCCUAAAUUAUUUUACUUAUCUUGUCUACCCUUGCUAUAAAAAUUUCAAAUCUAUCAUUAUCAGUCGUCUUCCUUGUUAUUAUGUUACGUAAUAAAUUAUGACGUUAAUACAAAUGUAUACAUAUUAUGGUACAUAGAUAUUUGUACAAAUGAUUUGUAGUUUAUUUCCUCGAGCAGAGUGUAUAUGGUGUAUAACUAAAGUGACCUUUUUCUUCUUGAUACGAUACGAGUUAGAAAAAGGAAUUGUUGAUUUCAAUCAGAAGAAUGAACGAGACAAGUAAAACGGGCAAAGUUCAUUCGAUCGUGCUAUCAGAUCAUAAGAUCAUUUUUCUUUAAUGACAGACUUUUUUUGUUUUAUGAUGGGUAGAAUGAUAUUAAAUACCGUUGAAAUUACGAGAAGACGAAAGAGUGGCUCCCUCGAUAUAUUUCAAUCUUCCGUAUUGAAUCUUAAGUGUUACUAAUCGUAAGAUCGUAAGGCUGACCUCCUACGUCUAAUAUGACGAUUCAAGUUGAGAGUAUUCCGAGGAGAUAAAUUAUUUAUUUGUUUACGAUAAUGAGGCCGUUUGUGAAUCGUAUUUCGGGCAACUCGCAUACACUUGGAAAACUACCAUUAUAUAUUAUGGAGAUAAUGAUGACCGCCCGAAGGUGCGACCCCGUCUAAAAGUGCACGAAAUUCACGAGCACGUAUGUACUAUAUAAUUAAAACAAAAGAUAUAACAAAACCAUAGUACUUACGACAACGCUAAUCAUCUGCGAUGAAUAAACAUUACAACUAAUGAUGAAUGAAAUGGAACGUAUUGUGCAUUAUAUGUCGGGAAAAAAAUAAAAUCAAAAUGAAUCGAUUGA
Apis laboriosa (Himalayan honeybee) is the source of this 6584-nucleotide messenger RNA. RefSeq names its product protein tramtrack, alpha isoform-like (gene ttk). The transcript has 5 exons. Lineage: Eukaryota; Metazoa; Arthropoda; Insecta; Hymenoptera; Apidae. The record is from RefSeq and is a predicted model, not a curated record. Bases 229 to 1023 code for a protein of 264 amino acids.